Ilex paraguariensis (yerba mate) is the source of this 1329-nucleotide messenger RNA. The record is from the annotation of a GenBank genome assembly. NCBI's taxonomy places the organism in Eukaryota, Viridiplantae, Streptophyta, Magnoliopsida, Aquifoliales, Aquifoliaceae.
AUGAAUACUUUUUCACACGUUCCUCCAGGUUUUAGAUUCCACCCUACAGAUGAAGAACUUGUUGAUUACUACCUCAGAAAAAAAAUAGCUUCAAAAGCAAUUGACCUAGAUGUCAUCAAAGAUGUUGAUCUCUACAACAUUGAGCCCUGGGACAUUGAAGAACUUUGCAAGUUGGGAACUGAGGACCAGAAUGACUGGUAUUUCUUCAGCCACAAAGAUAAAAAGUAUCCAACUGGAACGCGCACUAAUAGAGCUACAAAAGCAGGAUUCUGGAAAGCUACUGGAAGAGACAAGUCUAUUUACACUAAGCAUAGUUUGAUUGGCAUGAGAAAGACCUUGGUGUUUUAUAAAGGUCGAGCCCCAAAUGGACAAAAGUCAGAUUGGAUAAUGCAUGAGUACAGAUUAGAAUCAAAUGAAAAUGGGACACCUCAGGAAGAAGGAUGGGUUGUGUGUAGGGUGUUCAAGAAGCGAAUGGCAACAAUAAGGAGGGAAGGAGAUCAUGAAUCACUAUGUUGGUAUGAUGACCAAGUUUCCUUUAUGCCGGACUUCGAUUCCCCGAGGAGGAUUCCUCAACCUUACCCUCCAUACAAUAAUCAUCAAUAUUCCUGCAAGCAAGAGCUUCAGUUGCAGUACACCAUGCCUCAUGAUUCCUUCCUCCAGCUUCCUCAUUUAGAGAGUCCGAACGUUCCACAGUCCGAGGCCAGUGUCUGCAAUUCAGUGCCUGCAUAUAAUUUUGAGAGGAACAAUGGAAACACUUUUCAGUCUUCAACAAUACUAAAACAAGAACAGAUGCCGCAAAUCAAUCAACUAGAUAUUAACUUGCUUUAUGGUGAUAAGAGUGAACAGGCAGUGGAUCAAGUGACCGAUUGGCGAGUUCUUGACAAAUUUGUUGCAUCUCAACUCAGUCAAGAAGAUGGUAACAAGGAGUGUAACUACUCAAAUGCACCUUCCUCAUUUCAAGUACCCGAGAACAUAAGCAUGCUCAUCGAUGAUUCGAAUAGACAAGAAAUGGCUUCAGAAUAUGCUUCAAUAUCCAGCUCCAGUUGCCAAAUUGAUCUGUGGAAGUGAGAGCAUAUACAGUAAGCAGACUAUACAUGUAAUGGUAGGAAAUGAUUACUAAACACAAGUAUUGGUCCGAUUACUGUACAUAAUAAACCUAAAGGGUAAUGCCUUAGCUGCUGGAUUUCUGCUACAACUUGUGCUGAUAUAUAUACCAGGCAACAAGUUAUACCAGAGAGACCUAUAUUGAUAAUAAGUAUGUAUAAGUGAAUUGUAAUGCUGGUGGAAACUGACUUGGAGAGUAUUGUUUGCAUAUUUCUUUGUUGCAGC